UCUUAAAAAGAUAGUUAGGGGUUUUCAAAUUACAGAAAAGCCGAAAAGCGAGCUUACAUUUUACCCUCUUUCUCACUCUCAACUCUUCAAAGAAGCAGCAGCAACUAAAGCUUUGAGGAAAUGGCGUUGGCUUUCGAUGAGUACGGGAGACCCUUCAUUAUACUCAAAGAGCAAGACCAGAAAACCAGGCUGAGAGGGAUCGAUGCCCAAAAAGCCAACAUUUCCGCUGGCAAAGCCGUUGCCCGGAUCCUCCGAACCUCUCUCGGACCCAAGGGCAUGGAUAAGAUUCUCCAAAGCCCCGAUGGCGAUGUUACCAUCACAAAUGACGGGGCAACAAUAUUGGAGCAGAUGGAUGUUGACAACCAAAUUGCUAAGUUGAUGGUUGAACUGUCUCGGAGUCAGGAUUACGAAAUUGGUGAUGGAACAACUGGUGUUGUUGUUAUGGCUGGAGCACUUCUAGAGCAGGCAGAGCGGUUAUUGGAACGUGGGAUUCAUCCCAUACGAAUUGCAGAGGGGUACGAAAUGGCUUCAAGAAUUGCCGUUGAGCAUUUGGAGCACAUAUCUCAGAAGUUUGAUUUUGGAGCAUCAAAUAUAGAGCCUUUGGUUCAAACAUGCAUGACCACUUUGUCCUCAAAAAUUGUGAACCGAUGCAAGCACCAUUUGGCUGAGAUUUCUGUUAAAGCAGUUCUUUCUGUUGCUGAUCUAGAGAGGAAAGAUGUCAAUUUAGAUAUGAUUAAGGUUGAGGGAAAGUUGGGAAAAUUGGAGGAUACUGAGCUAAUAUAUGGAAUCACUGUUGAUAAGGACAUGAGUCAUCCACAGAUGCCAAAGCAAAUUGAAGAUGCAAAAAUUGCCAUAUUAACUUGCCCAUUUGAGCCCCCUAAGCCAAAGACCAAACAUAAGGUAGACAUUGAUACGGUGGAGAAGUUUCAAACUUUGCGUCUGCAAGAGCAAAAGUAUUUUGAUGACAUGGUUCAGAAGUGCAAGGAUGUUGGUGCCACCUUGGUUAUCUGUCAAUGGGGGUUUGAUGAUGAGGCAAAUCAUUUAUUAAUGCACCGGAACUUGCCUGCUGUCAGAUGGGUUGGUGGUGUGGAGUUGGAGCUCAUAGCAAUAGCUACGGGUGGAAGGAUUGUACCAAGGUUCCAGGAGUUGACCCCAGAAAAGUUGGGAAGGGCUGGUUUGGUCAGAGAGAAGUCUUUUGGCACCACAAAAGAUAAAAUGUUGUACAUUGAACACUGUGCAAAUUCCAGGGCUGUAACCAUAUUUAUUCGUGGAGGAAACAAGAUGAUGAUAGAAGAGACAAAGCGCAGUAUCCAUGAUGCAUUGUGUGUGGCCAGGAAUCUCAUUCGCAACAAUUCUAUUGUCUAUGGUGGUGGCUCAGCUGAGAUUUCUUGCUCAAUUGCUGUGGAGGCAGCUGCAGAUAAAUAUCCAGUAGUUGAGCAGUAUGCAGUCCGGGCAUUUGCUGAUGCUUUAGACUCGGUCCCCAUGGCCCUGGCAGAGAAUAGCGGACUCCAACCCAUUGAGACACUAUCAGCAGUGAAAUCUCAGCAAAUUAAGGAGAAUAAUCCACACUAUGGAAUAGACUGCAAUGAUGUUGGGACUAAUGAUAUGCGGGAGCAAGACGUCUUUGAAACACUGAUCGGGAAGCAGCAACAGAUCUUAUUGGCAACGCAAGUUGUAAAGAUGAUUUUGAAAAUUGAUGAUGUCAUUUCUCCAUCGGACUACUGAGGUAUAAUUUCUGUACUGCCUCACUCUGAAGGUUACCCUGUUUUGAUUGUUUUGUAUGGUUCACUCCAGAACAAUUGUUCACUUGUGAGGAACAUGUUUUGCUUAUGUAUUUUUCAACUGCCAAGCUCUUUGUUGGUUGGAAAUAGAAUGAUAAACCCUUCGUAUUGA
Gossypium arboreum is the source of this 1893-nucleotide messenger RNA. RefSeq names its product T-complex protein 1 subunit epsilon. Gene Ontology annotation, cellular component: chaperonin-containing T-complex. Gene Ontology annotation, molecular function: ATP binding; ATP-dependent protein folding chaperone; ATP hydrolysis activity. Gene Ontology annotation, biological process: protein folding. The record is from RefSeq and is a predicted model, not a curated record. NCBI's taxonomy places the organism in Eukaryota, Viridiplantae, Streptophyta, Magnoliopsida, Malvales, Malvaceae.